AAAAAAGAGAACACAACCGGCAUAUCGCUUCCCCUCCCUCAUCUCUUCCUUCUUCUUAUAUAAACCCCCACACAUCAUCUAUACUUUUUCUUUAAAAUUAAUUCAUCACCAUGGGUUUAAGCUUCUCUAAACUUUUCUCUGACCUUUUCGGCAAGAAGGAAAUGCGCAUCUUGAUGGUCGGUCUUGAUGCUGCAGGUAAGACCACCAUCCUGUACAAGUUGAAGUUGGGCGAAAUUGUGACGACCAUUCCUACCAUUGGUUUCAACGUCGAGACCGUCGAGUACAAGAACAUUUCGUUCACCGUGUGGGAUGUCGGAGGUCAGGAUAAGAUCCGUCCCUUGUGGAGACACUACUUCCAAAACACUCAGGGUAUUAUCUUUGUUGUCGACUCGAACGAUCGUGAUCGUGUCUCAGAAGCACGCGACGAAUUGCAGCGCAUGUUGAACGAAGAUGAGCUUCGUGAUGCUUUGCUGUUGGUGUUUGCCAACAAGCAGGAUCUUCCCAACGCCAUGAACGCUGCUGAGAUCACCGAUAAGCUUGGUCUCCACUCUUUGCGCAACCGACACUGGUACAUCCAGACCACCUGCGCAACAAGCGGUGAUGGUCUUUAUGAGGGCUUGGAAUGGCUGUCGACCAACUUGAAGAGACGAAGCUAAGCGAAGAACGAAGAAAAUGCAGCAACGCGUGCGCCAAUCAAGAAGUUUGUCUCGUAUAUAGUUUGUUGGAUUUUGUUUUGCGAAUAUCAGGCGUCUACUCUAUCUUCUCUCCACACUCUCUACACACACACACACACAAUCUUACACUCUCUAUGUAGCUUGAAGAACACAUCUAUUUUCCCUCUCUCGCAGACCCAUUACCCCGUCGUCCCUUUUGAAGAAAGACAAAAAGAAUUAUUAAAAAAAACAAGAAUAUAUCACACAGAUUACUCGAGGCUGCUGCUGUUUGUUUGCUUGUUGCUCUCUUGAAUAUGGAAACUUUUUCGAAUAUGACAAGUCGACA
This is a messenger RNA of Zychaea mexicana, 999 nucleotides long. Its product is annotated as ADP-ribosylation factor. The coding region runs from base 111 to 656 and encodes 181 amino acids. Gene Ontology annotation, cellular component: cytoplasm; plasma membrane. The record is from RefSeq and is a predicted model, not a curated record. Gene Ontology annotation, biological process: intracellular protein transport; vesicle-mediated transport. Lineage: Eukaryota; Fungi; Mucoromycota; Mucoromycetes; Mucorales; Lichtheimiaceae. The transcript is spliced from 4 exons. Gene Ontology annotation, molecular function: GTPase activity; GTP binding.